Messenger RNA from Lodderomyces margitis, 2343 nucleotides. Its product is annotated as histone demethylase. Gene Ontology annotation, cellular component: nucleus. Gene Ontology annotation, biological process: chromatin remodeling. Lineage: Eukaryota; Fungi; Ascomycota; Pichiomycetes; Serinales; Debaryomycetaceae. The record is from RefSeq and is a predicted model, not a curated record. The transcript has a single exon. Gene Ontology annotation, molecular function: DNA binding; histone demethylase activity. Bases 1 to 2343 code for a protein of 780 amino acids.
AUGUCAAAAUUUGAUAAAGACUUGUUGACUCCGUGUCCAAUUUUACGCCCCACUGAGGCAGAAUUCAUGGACCCUAUUGGAUAUCUAUCCAGUAGUCCUAUAUCGGAAUUGGGAAAAAAGUAUGGUAUUGUGAAAAUUGUCCCACCAGAGGACUGGAAACCCAGUUUUCAAAUUUCACCUUCUUUCAAGUUUCAUGUCAGGCAGCAAGUCAUUAGUGACUUGGGAAUCACAACUAGAUCGAGAAAGUUCUUUAGAGAGAGUAUCAACCGGUUCUUGAAUAUGAGAAGAAAGCGGUUAUUGAAGCUCAGUUUUAAAGUUGACGGCCAUAAAAUUUACUAUUAUGAUUUGUACGUACUUGUGGAGAAGUUGGGAGGCUUCCAAGCAUUGGAUAAGUCAAUUUGGCAGGAAGUGAACAAGACUUUUGGAGUUGACCCAAAGUCACGAGUCAUCGAAAUGGAAUAUAACGCAUCCAUUAAAUAUUAUGCCAGCUUUUUAAAGUGCAACAAAUCUGUUGAAUUUCCCGAGAGCGAUUCCGAUAGUGAAUCAGAAAACUGCUUAAUCUGUGGUGAUAAUGACAACCCGCAGGAGACCUUGCUUUGUGAUCAUUGCGAUCAUGCGUUUCACAUGAAGUGUUUAAAUCCACCAUUGAGCCAAAUUCCAGCAACAAACUGGUACUGCGACAAGUGUCUCGUUGGCACCGGAGACUAUGGUUUUGAGGAGCAUCCUGAAAUCAAGUACAGCAUCCCUGAGUUCUACAAAAUGUGCCAGGAGUUUGAUGAGAAUUUUGCAAAGGAUUACAACGAGAGUAAAAAGCCAACCUUGGAUGAACUAGAGGAAAAGUUCUGGUCUUUUGUUGACGUUGAAAAGUCGGACUUGGAAGUGUUAUAUGGUGCCGAUAUACACAACUUAAAGCCAGGUGAAAUAAGUGGGUUUCCUAUGGCAAACACUCCCAGCAUAGAUUUGGCAAAUGCCGAAAACCGCUUUUACAUAAACCAUCCUUACAACCUCACCAAAUUGCCAUUUGCCAAAGGGUCGCUACUAAACUACAUCAACACAUCAAUCUCGGGUAUGACUGUACCUUGGAUUUAUAUCGGUUCACUACUCUCGACAUUCUGUUGGCACGUUGAAGACCAUUACACUUUAUCUGCCAACUAUUGCCACUUUGGAGCAACCAAAAAGUGGUACGGAAUACCCUCGUCUCACGCAGAUCAGUUUGAAAUGUUGAUGAGAAAGUCGGCUCCCGACUUGUUUAAAAAACAGCCAGAUUUAUUGCACCAGUUGGUGACUUUAAUAAAUCCCGCCGAGUUGGUGCGACAUGGCAUACCCUGCGUAUAUGCUGACCAGGGCCCCAGAGAGUUUGUAAUUACAUACCCAAAGGUUUACCAUGCUGGAUUUAAUAGUGGAUUCAAUUUCAAUGAGGCAGUGAAUUUUGCUAUGGACGACUGGUUGGAGUUUGGAGAACGGUCAGUACAUGAUUACAGGCCAAUCAAGAAGGAGGAUGUAUUCAAUUACUACGAAUUAGUGGAGAACAUUUUAAAGGACUUUAACCAUCAUUCAAAGCGGGGAAAUUUGAGCUUGGCAAAAAGGAGCAUAGAUGUACUUGAAAGGUUUCUAAAUGAUCAAGAGAUCCUCUUGCGUAGUGCGAAGCUCAAAAACAUGGAGAUUGAGUACAGACCCAAAGCUUACAAGAAACGUCAGUUUGACUUGGAGCAAAAGGGUGAGAUUGAGGAUGAGGUAGAGGAUUUAUGCUUCAAGUGCAAGACACAUUUGGGUUAUCAGUAUUGCGAGUUGUAUAGCGCACCUGGUGAAGAUCAAGACAAGUCUAUUUGCGAAGGAAUUAAACAUGAGAGAUCCGAGUACGAACAACAGCUUCCUACUCCUGAAAUUUCACCACAAGAAGAAGUCGUCAGGGACACUUCUUCUACCGAUGCAAGCACUUUAUCUGAAUCUGCCAGCUCCAUUCAAUUACAAGCUAUUGCAAAAGCGAAAUGUGUAAUGGAUGAGUAUGACAUUUUGAUUUCUCAAGCAAAGAAGAGAUCUUGUGAACCUGAAGAGGAGUCCGAUUCCAAAAGACGGAAGUCAAGGAGGUUACGUUCACUAGAGGAGGAGCAAUUUCAGAAAAAGGCGGUAAACAAGCACGUCGAUGGUAAGAUGAAAGGAAUGAAAAGGACAAAACACAGGGCGAAAAUUGCUACCGAGUCGAGAAGAGUCUGCUUAAAGUGCAUCUUAGACCUUGAAUGUGUUCCUACCAACACCAAACUAAUAUACCAGAGUUAUCCUCAAAAGUUGAGACAGACAAUCGAUGAUGCAAAGGCAAACGUGAACGUACUACAAAGUGUAUAG